Messenger RNA from Acanthosepion pharaonis, 1023 nucleotides. The record is from the annotation of a GenBank genome assembly. Lineage: Eukaryota; Metazoa; Mollusca; Cephalopoda; Sepiida; Sepiidae.
AUGACUUACAUGGCUGACUACUGGAAAUCCCAGCCACGGAAAUUCUGUGAAUUCUGUAAAUGUUGGUUAACAGAUAAUAAACCAAGUAUUGAAUUUCAUGAGAAAGGAAAACGACAUCAGGAAAAUGUCAAAAAGAAAAUUGAAACAAUUAAGAAAAAAAGUUUGGCAGAUGCCCAGAAAAAGAGCGAAAUGGAAAGUGACAUGGAACAGCUGAAUAAGGCUGCUCUUGAAGCUUUCAAAAAAGAUUUAAUGAAUGAUCCUUCUUUAGCUGCACAAUAUGGUAUCUCUUUAACAAAGAAAAAAGAAAGUUCUGAAAGUAAGGUAUCUGAAAAGAAAGUAUCUGAACAAGUCAGUAUAAAGAAGGAACCUGCAGAAGAUGUAAAACCACAGAUAAAAACCGAGAAAAGUCUAACAGAAUCUACUUGCAAGUUUAGCAGUUCAGAAGUGAAGCCUCCAAAAACAGAGACAGAUUGGUAUGAAGCAGUAUCAGAUGAAGGAUACCAUUACUUCUGGAACAUCAAAACUAAUGAAUCUGUGUGGGAGGCACCAACAAAUUAUGUCAGUUUAGAAGAACAAGACCAGUGUAACAGUGCUGACUUAGGCUCUAAUGACCAAAAAGAAAAAACUGAAAUAAAGGAAGAGUCAGAUGUGAAAGUAAAAUUAGAACCAGAAGAUAUAAAGAAAGAAGAUUCAGAAGCCAACACUGUGAUUGAAGGACCUUUGCCUCGAAAUUCAAAUACUGACAAUCGAACAUGGGCAGAGACAUGUACUUCGAGGAAAGCUUAUGGAGACUGGGUCACUUAUGAAGAAGAGGCUCCAGUUGAUUAUGAAUUACCUGACGUUCCAACCAAUGAUAUUCCAUUACCAGAGUUUCCUGAGGAAGAAUCAGUCAAAGUUAAAUUCAAGGAAAAACGUGUAACCAGCCUGUCACGUAGUGGCGAUGUAACAGCAGUAGCAUUCAAGAAGCGUAAAGUCACAAAAGGAGCCCGAAAUGUGCGCAGUCGAGAUGACUCUGAUGAAUGA